Messenger RNA from Myxocyprinus asiaticus (Chinese sucker), 7794 nucleotides. RefSeq lists its product as uncharacterized. NCBI's taxonomy places the organism in Eukaryota, Metazoa, Chordata, Actinopteri, Cypriniformes, Catostomidae. The record is from RefSeq and is a predicted model, not a curated record. Gene Ontology annotation, molecular function: RNA polymerase II transcription regulatory region sequence-specific DNA binding; DNA-binding transcription factor activity, RNA polymerase II-specific. Bases 1950 to 6494 code for a protein of 1514 amino acids. Gene Ontology annotation, cellular component: nucleus. Gene Ontology annotation, biological process: regulation of transcription by RNA polymerase II. The transcript is spliced from 2 exons.
CUACGUCAUAAAGCAAUGCAAUAUUUACAAUCCCCACGCGCCGUUUGUUUUUCUUUUUUGCGCGAGCUAACCAAUACAAUAAACGCUACGAGUAGCUGCAAGAUACAGCUUCUCAGGGUAUUUUACAAAAAUGACAUGUUAUUUUUCUUCCAGCCUACCUCAAUAAACUACAGUGCAAAAUUGAAUAAAGCCUUGAAUUAGUGCAAAAGAAGGCUUUUCUGUGCUUUCACUUUAUUACACACUGAUUUCAAUAGGAUUAGCUCAGUAAUGUCGGACGCUUUACCAUGCAACACCACCCGGAACUUUUAUCGCUGCCCGGAAACGACCACUGUGAGGGGAACAGAAGUACCCGAAGGAAGACGGGGGCACCAAAAAUUGACACGGGGCGGAAAAUAUUUGGCCGACCCUUAUCCGUUAAAAAAUACGAGGAAAACGGACUGUAAGGACAGUUUAGGUUGAAAUCCUGUGACGAGAACUACGUCGCGCGAGCUUGAACGUUAGCUCGCGCAGUCAGCGGAAAUCGGAGUUUGUUUAACGGAUCGAGAACGAUGGAGAGGCCUGCGAGAGUGUUUUUCCACGGGAUGAGGAAAAAUGACCUGCUAACCUGAAAUCGGAAACCGCCUUUGUGCACAUCUACGCUUUCGGCGCCCUUUUCGCAUAAGUUAUUUUCACGCUUUACUCUCCUAGAGGACUUUCUUCGUUCACGAGCAGGUGUGACUGCAUAGCAUUUGAAUGCUUUCUGUUGUGGUGUAAAAGGGUACGACGUCUUUAUUUAGCUUGCUAAGAGGCUAGUGAGCCCAAAUACAUCUGACGGACUGUCUGCACUCACAGUCACUUUCUUGUUUACGUUUCGGUCUUUUUGACAUCUCGUUGGGCCCUACGCAGCAAGUAGCAUGCAUGCAUUUAAAUAAAAACAGUGAAUACUGUCGCAAAGUUGUUAAUACAUUAAACGUGUCUCAUUUUGUUCUAAUUUACAUUUCGAAACUUUUUGGUCUCUCAUAGAGGGAUGUGAUUGAAAAAGUGAUUCCGGCUCUUCUCCCUUCACAGUCAACAAAAUCAUCUCGGAGAGCCAUCAACGCCUUUACUUCAAGCUGUGAAGACAUUGCUUUUUUAAAGAUUUGGACUGGCGACGACCGGACAGGAGGAAGACAACGACCGACAGGACGACAACAGUCAGGAGCAAGAAAGAACUACUUGGUCAUAUCACUGUGCUGUGUUUCUGGUCUUCCAGCUAAGAAGUUAAGAAAGAGGUUGGAUAUGCCCUGUGGACAAUCUGGCCUUUCCCCUGUUUCGCUCCGAUUCGAAUGAUUGAAAACAAGUUGGUUGCUCAUCAGAAAAAGUUGGUUAGAUUUAAAUGAAGACAUUUUUGAGAGAAACUCAAAUUGGGACCAUUUCUAACGGGACUUGUCAAAGAAAUACACGAAUAUCAAGAAACAAAGACAUUCCCUCAUCACUUCAAUUUUAAGUGGCUUUCAACACUAAAUUAAUUGCUUUUUAGUGAUAGACACAUUUUGUGAAGCAAAUUUGAAAUGGUAUUAGUUGACAAACUUUUGUUUUAACUGUAGAUUUACUAACACAGACCUAUGUUUAUUACAUGACAUUGUGAACCACAUUUUGUUUUGUUUUUUAAUGUCACUUAUUUAUAGAUUAUUAUUUAAUCCAAGACUUCCAGAGAUUUAACACAUAUAAGUGGCCUAUUACUAUAUCCAGAACUCUUUUUGUUUAUCUGGGAUGGACAGUCAAACAUCAGAUAAAUUACUCUCACACAGCAUUUUUUUUUAAAACUGGAGCUGCUAGCAGAUUACUUUAAAGCUUUAUCUUGAUUUUUAGUGGCCCUAGCACCACAUUUCUCUGCACAUCUAUUACAUUAGGUAGCAUUGUCCACUUUGCUGCAGUAACAAGGGAGCAGGGAAGACAUCUAAGAAACACCCCUCAACAGUGAGAGGGAGAUGUUCCAGUUUGGAAAGUACCCUAUGGACAUUUUAGAAAUGCUCAGUGGACACCAGGCUCACCAGUUCAAAGGACUGGGGCUGGAAAGACAACUGCAGCACCAACAACAAGUCCAACUUCAGCACCACCAGCAGCAGCUUCAACAGCAGCAGCAACAACAGAGCGAAGCCUCAGGUGGCCUCCUGUCUGGGCUUGGCCUUGGCUCACUUCAAGGAUCUAGAAGUAAUGCAUUUGCUGAUUCAUCAUCCAUAUUUGCCAAAAUGAGUGCACCCCCUCCACCUCUUCCACAACAAACUCAGUCCUCAUCCUCACAGAGCACACGUAAAUCCAGCAAGAUGAGCAGCAGCAGCAGUGGGAGUGGCAGUUCUGCCUCUGGCUAUCCACAGUUCUUACGCACAUUUCACCCGGCUGAGGCAGCUCUAGCCCAGGAGCAGCUUCACUCAGGAAUGGGGCGUUUUGAUUUUUCAGGGGGCAGUACUGGAGGAGGCUCUGGUGUAAUUGGAGGAGUUGUAACAUCUGCUCCACCUCCACCACCCUUGCACCCUGUCCUUUCUGUUCCUCAGCCAUCUCCUGGACCAUCCUCCUCCUCACCCUCUCCUUCGAGUUCAACCACCACUUCUAAUAAUCCCUCCAGCAGUAGCAACUCAGUGGCUGGAUUAGUUGGAGCUCAGUCAGAUGCAAGGAGUUUACACCAGCAAUUCAGUUGCAUGCUUGCUGCAAACCAAUACCUUUUUUCUGGAGUGCCCACAAAUGCCAGUUUGGAACAGUUUCUAGUCCAGCAGGGUCCCCAUAAUCAUCUUGGCCUUGCAGAUUCAAAUACAGGUCUUGCUCCACCUCCUGCCCUUCAUCCUUCUCACACCCAUGGCCAUCCAGCCCCCCAGCCCCAGCAACAGCAGCAGCAGCUGCCACCUCAUGCAUUAUCUCACCCGCACAGCCAUGCCCAUCCACACCACUCUCUUCACCCUGCCCCCCAACCAUCUCCUCUUGGUGGUUUUGAUUUUCAAGGCAUCCCUGUUCUUUCCUCUAAUCAGCUGGCUUCCCUAAUGCAACAAGAAGCAGGCCUGCCUUUGCCACUCCCACUCCAUCUAUCUGUACCAAAGGAUGAGGGGAAAGGAGAUAGUGGCUCUGGGGCUGGAGGAAGUGGAGGUAGUGGCAGCAGGAGAAAGAAAGCCAUGGCUGGCUACCUGCCCCAGAGAAAGACAGAUGGUAGCAGUAGCAGCAGUACUAGUGGUGCUAACUGCCAUGGCAGCUCUGGGGCACAUGGUCAUGAUGGGUCCUCUGGUCUUGUGGGAGGAGGUGGAGGGGUUGGUAUGAGGGGUCUUGGUGGUGACCCCUCCUCCAUCCUCUCAUCGCCAACACCAUCCUCCUCUUCUUCAACUGUCUCCUCCUCUUCUUCCUCUGCCCCAUCCUCAAACUCUGCCUCUGUGCUGGUAUCAAAUAUCUCUCAGAACCCUAAACCUGAAAGCCAGCAAUCAAUGACUCCAAAUAUCACACAGCCUGAGCAAGAAGCUCUCUUUCAUUGUGGAGAGUGUGGCAAGUCUUUUUCCUAUCUCCCAAGCCUUCGGCGACACAUACGCUGCCACGAAGAAGAUGGUAAUGGUAGAAGCAGCACAAUCACAAAUCCAAGUCAUCAGCAUCCGUCAGAGCUCCCCCACUCAACACAGGAUGGAAUUUCUCAAAAUGCUCACCACCAGCAUGAGCAGAAUCCAGACCCAAUGUCUUCCACUUGUUCAAGUCCAGAUAAGUCUUACUGUUGUAAUGAAUGUGGAAAGGGGUUCAAGAAGAGAGGACACUUACUUCAGCACGGUAUCAUCCACUCUGGAGCUCGCCCAUAUGCCUGCUCUGUCUGUGAGCGUUCAUUCAACCGCAGAGAGUCUCUAACACGACAUGAAAAAAUUCAUGAAGAAAAGCCCUACCGCUGCCCAGCAUGUGGCCGUUGCUUUAUAGAGAGCACUUCUUUGCUUAACCAUGCUGCCUCUGGUAACUGUGGCAAGCCAGGGAGGAGAUCAAGAAGCAGUGAUGGUAGUUCAAUAAGUUCAGUAGAGGGCAAGGUUGAAAAUGAUUUCCCAAGUGGACAAAUGAGUGAUGGAAAAGAACUGGUAUUUUGCAAAAACGAGGAUAGCAGAGCAGGGAUGUCCUGUGACAGUCUGUAUUCUCAAGGAAGAAGUGGUACUCAAAAUCCUGUGUGCAAAACUGAAGAGAAAUAUAAUCCUGAGAAGUAUAAUCCUGAGUAUUCAAGAGAUCCUUACCAAACAUCAUACAGGGUCGAUGACUACCGUCGCCAACAGGGUAACCCAUCAUCCUACUCUGGAGACUCCUGUAGCAACAGCUUGUCAAGUCCAGCCCUCAGAAAAGCCCCUUUAGCCCCAACACUUCAUCCACACCCUCAAAAUCAGCAGCACCAUCACCAACAAGCUCAUCUUCCUCUGUCCUCUCUUAUGGAUGACUCUGAAGAUGAAGUCACCAGUAGUGCCAUGUCUGCCAUUGCUGCUGCUGCUGCUGCCUCUGUCUUGCCUGCUGAGAUGAACAAUAAUGGGGGACGAGAAGAAAGAAGGGAUAUCAUUGGGGGUCUGUUAGGAGGGCUUGGCUUUGGGUCCAUGGGUACCUCUUCCUCUACAUCUGCAGGAAAUGGUGGGAAUGAAGAAUGUCUAAGUGGAUCAAUGAUACCUUUAUCUCACCCAACCCAACAGCAGCCUAAUUCACAAAAUGCCAAUCCUAAUGCCAAACCCAAGCGGCCACGGAAGCCCAGACAAAAAAGAGAGCCCAGACCUGGUGGGGCUCCAGGAGAAGGAGUGAAACGUCGGAGAAACAAUCAGAGUGGUGCUGGUGGAGAUGGCUCAGAAAGGCCUUAUUUAUGCACUGUCUGUGGGCGGGGAUUUAGCAGGCGCGAGACACUUCGUCGACAUGAACGUGUGCAUACAGGGGAAAAGCCAUUUCAUUGUGACAUCUGUGGAAAAGACUUUCGAGAACCUUUUCACCUAACUAAACAUCAGACUGUUCAUUCGGGGGAGAAGAACUACAAAUGCACCCUCUGUGGAAAAGAUUUUGGAUAUGCACAGAGUCUAAAAAGGCAUGAAAAGCUGCAUCUAAGGGGAGAUUUUAAGCCGAGGCAGAGUAAAAGCAAACCUUCUGCAAAUCAAGGGGCACCCGCUAAUCAAGAUGGCAAUCAAACCAACCCUGGCGCUUAUUACUCAUAUCCUCAGGAUAAAGUUGAAGAGUCUAAUGCUAGCACAAGCAACCAACCCCCUCCUAAGCUAUACACAUGUGAGAUUUGCUGGAAAUCAUUCCGCCAUCAUUUUCACCUGACUGCCCAUCACCAAGCCAUUCAUGAACAUGGUGGGGAGAAACUUUUCUCAUGUGAAGUGUGCGGUAAGGCUUUUUCUUACUCCAAUAGCCUGACCAGACAUAGAUUAUCUCAACAUGGUUUGGCCCGUACUGGACCAACAACACAACCAACAGGAAGUGAGUCUAUUGGAACUGCCUCAUCUGUCUCAGAGAGUGAGGCUGCAGCCAAUGCUCUCCUUCAUAUAACGCCUGAAAGUGGAAGUCAUGUAGUACAACAGCCCCACUCAACCAUUGCUCACACACAGCAUCCUCAGCCUGCUGGUUAUUCCCCACUCUUCUACACUCCUGAGUCGGGACAUCACAGUUCAAAUGUCUCUUCACACCCCCAACAUCUGCACUACUCAAACCCCUCUAUGGGUCCCCUCCAGCUUCAACAACCAACAAGCGGAAAGGGGCAGUUAAUUUAUUCAGGGGGUAUAAGUAACACCCUUCAUUCCACUCCACCUCAUAUCCACAUUUCACCACCCCAGCACUCUCAACACCAGCAGCAACCACACCCUUUCCCCAUGCAGUCCCAACUUCUACAACAAAGCCCUCAGGCCACAGGAGAUGCCACCCAGCGGAAGAAGAAAAAAAAAAAGAAAAAAUAUAAAUUUACCAGUGGUGCGCAGUUAAUCAGUGGAUUCAGUGCUCAUGAAAUUGCCAGAAGGCAUAUAUAUUUAAAAAGGAAGAAAUGCAGGCUUCAGCAGCAGCGAAAAAGGAAGAAGUGGCUAGCUCAGCUAAAGUGGGCCAAGUUUACUGGAGGAGGGCUUGGUAUAAAUUUAGGUGGAGGAAUGUGGCGUGUGGGGAGCUUAAGGUUUAGAGGCCUGAGGUCUCUCAUAGUCCCCUUAAAGUCAUACUCUUGUCCCGUCUGUCCAUUCACCACGUUUACAAGCCGUAUAACUCUUUCAGUUCACCGCGUAACCAGGCAUCCACCAAGAAAACAUGGCCGUCAGGCUCGUCUACGCUGCAUAGUCUGUGGAAAGCAUUGUAGAAGGCUAGUGUCAGCUCUGCGUCAUCGGGCCUACCACCUCUCUCAAGGAGCUUUCUCUUGCUCUCGAUGUCCCUCACGCUUUUGGAAUGGCACCCUCUUGCAGCGCCACCGAUUUGCUUGUCGGUGUGUUAGUAGAGGAAGCAGCAUUUCAAUAAAGGGGACUAAUAUUCAGAGGGCAGAGGACCAGAUUGAAAGAUCAACAGUUGUGACAGGGUACAGGCACUAAAUAAAUGGACAUCUAAAAGAAUAAAAGUCCUUAAAACAGAUGUUUUGGAAGCAAUGUUAACGUGAAAGUAGGCAUAGAGGACUGUUAUGGAAAUUACCACACAUUCGACUCCUAAAAUGUGUGGUCUGAUUUUAACCAAGGGAGUGCCUCAAAGUAAAAGACUCAGUUAACAAAAAAAGCCUGUACCUAAAGAACCAUCCAUUAUAGGCAUGGAUCUCUAACACGGUUUCUCCAAAGGGGAAGAUUAUUCUAGAAUAUUAAACUGUUUUUUGGUAGCACCUUUGGUUGUAAUGGUAGCAUCUCUAUCCUCCUAUAAAUGCAUUCACUAUGUAUUUUCGUAACUUUAUUUGUGCUGCAAUGAUGGAUGCAUACCAGUGAAAGUGAACUAAUCUGAACAGUAACAAUCUAUUCUCUAAACUAGUUUCCCCCCCUUACUCAGAGUUUAAAGGUAUAGCCUUUGUUUACUUUCAAUUAUACGUAGCUUUUUGUUCCUUGUGGUGUCGUGUUUUGUUUUCCCCCCUUUUGCUGUCUUCAUGUUAAAAUUCAAAUGUUUGACCUGAAACUGAACGUUACUGGUUGGGAUGCAGAAUAAAGUACAUAGUGUGUGUAUACCCUAAAAACAACUUUUAUCAAUAGACACAAUGUUCAAUUUAACGGGGUCUCAAAGAUUAUUCAUCAGGACUCUCUGCAGUAAAACUGUCAAAACGUGCAAAAUAUUCUGCAGCGCUGAUGUGGAGGGGACAGAAUGGUGUUGAUAAUGCCAUGUUCCUGUGUUUAAUGUCACCAUUUUUAUUUUUAUUUUAUUUUUUUUAAAUAUGUAAUGAACCUUUGCAGGUGUUUCUAUGGCAAGUGUUAAUGUCGUUGGUUGCGAGAUUGGCUAGAAGGAGAGAGGAACAACCAGCCAGUCUGUACUGUACAAUGCGUAUUAUAUUUUAUUAUGUAACGGUUGUUCUUUCUUUUUUAUUAUUCAAAGUAUAAGUUCUUUUUUUAAUCAUUUUUUCUAUUUUAGGGGUGGGUGGGUAUGUGGCAGGGUCUGUCAUUGUAAGAUGUGGGGAAUAUAUGUAUCAGUGUGAUUUUUGUUCCCUGCCCUUUUGAUCUGUUUAACCCAAACCACAGUUUAGCCCAGCUUUCCCAACACUAUUGUAUUCAUUCUCAAUACAUUACUUAGCUCUACUGUCCCAAUGUUUUCCUCUCCAUAAACAAAUACAAAAUAUAAAUACUAAACAACUGUUUUCUUUUUCUGAGCCAACAGAAAUGUUGAGUACCUCAGAAAGCAAAUAAAAGAUAGACAAUGUUAUAC